UCGUCAGCCACGUGCUGGCCUCAGAACACAAGAAAGGUGGCACAGGAUUGGCCCAUACUUCCUUUAAAAAAGCAAACCCGCCCCUUCUUUACCCGCCGAUUUCCCCGCAGGCGUGGUGCGAAAUGGCGAACUGUAGAGGCUCGCGCAACGCCUAUUAUUUCUUCGUGCUGGAGAAGCUGCCGGAACUGAAGCAACAGGGUCUGGCUGUGACCAGCGUCGCCAAUGCCAUCCCGUAUUGCUCCGAUGCCUGGGCGCUACUUAAUGAAGAGCAAAAAGAAAAGUAUGCAGAAAUGGCUCGUCAGUGGAAAACUACUAAGUCAGAAGUAGCAGAAAAGCCACGUAGAGAAGUCCCAGUACCGUUUCCUACUCAAAGUCAGGAUAUGAUUCCUGUUACAAACCUUACAAGCCCAUUUAAGUAUGAACAAGAUGUGCUCGAAACUUCCUUCUACUUUCUGAAUAUCUUCAGUCAUGGAAUGUUGCCCCCUCACUGCAAUAAGCGUUUCCUCCCUUGUGAAAUUGGGUGUAUCAAAUAUUCACUUAAGGAUGGCAUAAUUGCAGAAUUUCAUCAUUUUAUAAAUCCUGGAGAAGUACCACGGGGAUUUCGGUUUCAUUGCCAGGCUGCAGGUGAUGCUACCCAUAAAAUUCCCAUAUCUGGUUUUGAUAUUGCAACUGCAAGUUACUCAGUUGUGUUGCAUGACCUAUAUGAGUUCAUCAAACCACAAAGGGGCAACUGGCCAUCUGUACAUUGUAAGUCUGAUGAUCACUUCAGAGUUAACUGGUGCCUAAAAUAUAUGGCUAAAGAAACAGGCAGCGUCAAUCAUCUACAGCUUUUAAAUGUGGAGGAUCUUGUUGUGGAGCUGUAUUAUAAAAAACUUCAAAAAGAACCUUCUAAAACUUGGGUGUGUAACAUACUGGAUGCUUCCAUGUGGGAUUACUCAGGAAAUACUAGGUGUCAGUGGCAUGAAAAAAAUGAUAUUGUAUUCUGUGCUCUUGCUACAUGCAAGAAAAUUGCAUACUGCAUCAGCAAUUCUCUAGCAAAUAUGUAUGAAAUCCAAUUAACUGCAUCUCAUUUACCACUAACUGAGAAGAACUGCAAGAGCAUAACAAACCCUAAGAUGAUAGUGCUGGAUGCUGGACGCUUCCAGAAAGGGAAAGUCGAAAGCACUGGAAAUGAUAGUUAUUUCAGAUCACUUAAUAAGGAUCAUGAUGCCACACCUUGUAGUGGUGUAAUUCCUUCAGGAGUGAAAACGAUGCAUACACCCAUCCCUAGAAGUGGAAGAGGAAUCGCACAGUUUUUGGAAAGCACCUUCAAGUAGUCCAACACUUAGAAGCAUUCAAUGCUUCUGUGUAUGUGAUUAUAAUUAUCAUUAGAUAAUUAAUGUUACAUUUAUCUGCUAUAUAAUUUUUAUGAAAUUUAUGUUAUAUUUUUAUGAAAAAAAUCAUUUGGGAAAAUUUUGUUCUUAAAGUAACAUGUUUUAGUUGCUGUAAGGCAGGCUGUGAUGAAUAUUUCUCUGAUUAGGAAUGUUUAAUGAAAAUUAGAGUAGACUGACUAGUGAAAUCAGUGACUAAUUUUUCAAGCAAUGCUUUGAUUGCUAAGGCCUAUAGUACAUUAUUCAGAGAACAAAGAUUAUCCACCUUUUUUGCUUUCCUAUUGAAGUUAAUUUUGCUUUUUAUAUAGCAUAAGAAAUCUUUAGCAAUAGGGCUAAUUUUUCACAAAUUAAUACCAAAUGGCUGUUGCUUAAGUUUUGUGCAGUCGAUUACAAAACUCUUGUACCCAGGAAUUAGAUAAUUGCAAAAUCAGAGUAGAAAUUAUUCUGCUAUUCUGAAAAUGCUAUAAAAAUGCUAUAACAAGGCAAUAAAGAUUAUUUAUUCCUUAAGAUUAUAUAUUCCUGAUGGUCAGUGUUAAUUUUUUUUAGGAUACUUAUAAAUCCAAACCAUGUUAUACCAGUCUUUCUUAAACCAAUAUUAAACUGCUGUUCUAAUUUUACUAAA
Molecule: messenger RNA, 1992 nt
Organism: Pantherophis guttatus
Lineage: Eukaryota; Metazoa; Chordata; Lepidosauria; Squamata; Colubridae
Gene: MAEL
Product: maelstrom spermatogenic transposon silencer
Biological process (GO): piRNA processing; spermatogenesis; male meiotic nuclear division
Cellular component (GO): nucleus; P granule
Molecular function (GO): sequence-specific DNA binding
Source: RefSeq, a predicted model, not a curated record